GCAAAAAUAAGUUUCUUAAUAGAAUUGCUUUCAGAAACGUAAACAUGCAGUGUUGAAAGUUAAAAGGGCAAAAUUUACAGGACGGAUGUAUUAUUUAUUUGUUCCAGUGCGUCUUUAAAGAUGAUCCUUUUGUUUACUCUACAUGUGGGUGUGGGAUGAGAGUGUUGUAUACCCAAAAUUUGCCUGUAUUGUCAUCUGGACGUUGCAGAACUUUUAAAGAUGACUUGGAACCCGCUCCGGAAACAGAAGCUGACGACGAAGCCGUCGCCAGCCAUCCAAGCCAUAGACAGCAAGAGCGAUCAGAAGUUGGAGAGCCUGUUUCUGAAGCUUCAGCAGAGCGAGGAGCUGUCCCGGAAGCUGCAGAAGGACAUGAGGAAGUACCUGGAGGGCGUCGCCAGCUGCUCCAAGCAGGAGCAGCAGAUCACGACGGAGCUGUCCGCCAGCCCGCUGUGCGUGUCCCGGGACGAGCUUCGGCAGGUGGUGGAGGACUACCACUCUGUCACCUCGCAGGUUUCAGACAGCGUGAAGGCCCUCAUCGACUCGUGCCAGAAGACGUUCCAGGAGCCGCUGAAGAAGUACGGCACGGUGUUCCCCGACAUCGACGCCAGGUUCCGGCAGCGUGAGCAGCUGGUGCAGGAGUGGCGCGAGGCGGGCGCACGGGUGCGCAAGUACGAGCUGCGCGAGCGCACGGCCAAGAACUUCGUGAAGUUGGAGCAGGCGCGGCGAGCCUUACAGGCGGCCGCCGCCACGUUGGUCUCCUGCCACGAGGGCCUCCUCUCGGAGCUGAGGGAGUUCACGGCGCGGCGCGCGGCGUACCUGAACCCGUCCGUGCGGGCGCUGGUGCGGGCGCACCUCGAGCAGUACGGGGAGACCACGCGCCUCUUCACGCACCUGUGCCGCUUCCAGGACGCCAAGGGGGCGUCGCCGUCGUCCGCCGUGAUGCCGGAGCGCGAGUUCCAGGCCCUCAUCGACGACAAGAUGGCGCGCAUACAGAGCCUCAUGAUCGUCAAGAAGAAGAAGUGAGACACGUCCGUAGCUUGUUGGUGUCGAGUCUCAAGCAGUGAAUUCUCUCAAGCUGGCGAUACCUUAGCUUCUGAAUUUCAAAAACGAGAAAAUUUGCCCACAUCAAGCAUUCACAUGAUAGCUCAGGAGCUUUUUCUUUUAUUUGUGUUUGAAUUCUUGUUAAGUUGUUUAACAUGACAAAAAAUGUUUUUCAUCUCUCUAGCAUACCAAAUGCACUCUCUCACAACUAAUUGAAUCUUUUAAGUUUUUUUCCUAUCUAAGAAUGGAAACCAAUUUCCUGUCAACAUUUUUGUCCUAAUCUCCCAAGUUUUUGAGCAAACAUAAAGCAUCAUAUUUUCUAUGUGUAGCACCCUUAAAAUAAAACGCUUCAAACUAACAUGAACGCUGUCUCGGUCGAGUCCUAAGUUUGUAAGCAAACGCAAGAAUGAGAAGGCAUUAACAAGGAAUUCUAAGUGGAACAAAGUAUAUUGUUGUUACAAAAAAAAUUAAGAAACAGUACCUGAAAAGAUUUACGAGAGGAUUUGAUUAUUUUUUUACCUUUUUUGCCAUUCUCAGCAAUUUGGUGUGUUUGCUCAUUUUUAUCCUGUGAGGUUUUAACGUUUUAACUCCUGGAGCGAGCUGUUUAUAAAUGUUGAGUCUUUCUAGAGUUAAGAUUCGAAACAAUACUGUUGCCGAGCUAUAUAUAUAUUUUUUUUUUUUUGAGUGGCACAAGUGCUGAGUGUUCACACUGCACUUCUGCGCACACAUGCCGUGCACUAGCGGUGGAGUUUCCAAACUGAAGCUACUGGCUCGCCAGAUAUUGCCCCUGCAAGCACUUGAUCUCAAGCUAUUCACGCCGUGUUUCUUUCUGGUGUCGCAGUUUAUCCAUGGUGCUAUUUGAUCUACUUAAUGAGGAAAAUCAAAGAAUGUGUUCUAUUUUACAUUUUAGCUUUGAAGGAGGAGGAUAAAAUCUGGAGGCUAGGUGUACCAUUGGUGCAAGUUUUACUCAUGCCCCAGGCAGUGAGUGAAGAUCCGGGGGCCUUUUUUUUAUGCCUGUGGCACUGAUAAUAUUCAGUGUUACUUUAGUUAUUCUGGUAAUUGAUGUUACGUAGUAGCUUACAAUUUAAAAGUACUAAUGUGUUAAGAAUGACUGUCCAAGUUUACUUUUACAAUUACGCUUAAGUUCUGUCACAUUAGAUUCCUGCAGCAUCCAAAUGAUUUACAUUUUUAGUCAUGGAUUCCCGUCUGAGAAUAAUUAUUUUUUUUUUUAGUAUUAAAACAAAAUUUGCCAAUAGUAGUAAAUUAUAGCUAAUUGAAAACAAAUUUUUUUUUUUUAUUGAAAUGAAGUGUAUGACAAUAAUUUAAGUGUCUGCAAAUCUUCAUAAGUCACAAAUUAUUAUUUCAUGUAAGAUAUCACUAGUAAAGACAUUAAAUGUGUCAGCUCAAAAAAAAAAAUUUAUUCAAUUUUUGGACCUUAUGGCCAUCACAUAUCACACAACUCAAAUAUUAUAUAAUUUUUGUUUUUGUGUGUUAUUUUAGGGUUUGUUUCUUAAUUCAUGUCACCUGCUAUUUUUAAUGUCUGUACUAGUUUUAUCUGUAUUGUAAACACUUCAUUGCUGUUUUGUCAGUGAAUCAACUGAAGCUUUGAGAAACAAGUUUAUGAAAUAGUAAUUUUUAAUUACAGUAUGAAAUGAUUGAAUAAGUGAUGAUCUGGUUCUUAUGAAGUUUAGGAGUUUUUCAAAGUAAUGUAUGUGUUAGUUGAAAUUUCACUGGUUAUUAUUUAUUCCUUUGAAAUUUGGAAAUUUUGCUAAACUUAUGUAAUUUUAUAACCAAGUUUCUUAUUGCCAUGUAGUGGACUUAUUUAAAACUAAAUUAAUCUACCACUUGAUUUGUAGGAGUUGGUUUGGUAACUAUGUUGUAAAAAUUAACAAAAGUUUAUAUGUAGGGUUUUUUGAUACUAUGUUUAAAGUUUCAUAGAAAAAUGAAUCACUGCAAAGUAAUAAGUGGUUUAUCAAGCGACUUAUAAUUGUUUACUUACUGGCAGCGUUUGUCAUGUUCUGAUGGAGUUUUGUGUGGUGGAACUCGAUGUGGUUGAAGUUAAAGUUACGUUAUUGUUCUGGGCAAUUUUGCUGUGUCAGACUUCACAGAACUUGACUUAUGUACUGGAGAUUAUUGGUUCAUUGGCUGCUCUUUCACCUGAACUCGUUCUUUUGUUUGACUGAACUUUUGGCAUUGUGCCAUUCGAGCAUCGAGUAUGCACACACUGUUGAUGAUCACAUGUUUUGUGACACUUAGAACCAACAUCUAUGUACAUACUUCAAUUACUUAAAUAUAUAGGCCUGUUUGAAUAUUUGAAUUUUCAACUAUGAAAACUAUAAUUCUAGGCUGCCAGGGAAAAAUAGUUUAUGUUGAGUUUGGACUUCUGUUCCUUUCCUCUUGGAAAUCUGAAAACUGUGAUUAAAUCCAUCAAAACCAAUUUUAUUUCGUAAAAACUGUUUACUUAUGAUUUAUACUUCUAACGUCACAUAAGUAGGCUCUUUCUAUUAGCAGACUGUUGACUUAAUACCAUUUUGGCCAUUAUGUGACCUAUACUCUUUCUCCCUAGCAGCCUAGAAUUUCUUGUUCAUAAUUGAUUCAGUUGUAAAGAGGUUCUUACACUUUGAAAUGUAAAUGUUCAUUUCUUUGAAAGUGCACUGAAGCUAUUACACAUCACAUCAUGUUACUAUGAAUAUGGUGGUUCAGAUCUGCUGUGGUACAGUAUAAACAUGUACAUCUCUGUUUCUGUAGCUGUGACUACUCUGACUAUUCUAACAAGGGCACAGUGCACAGUAGAACCUCUUAGUUUCAGACUGGGGGACAUAAUGUAGGGGCCCGAAAAAUUAUCAUCUUGCUAUAGAUGCUUUGUAUGUAUACAUUUUAUAGUUUUGUUUUCUAAGUACGUUUAACCUUUUACGUGAAACACCAUGCACAAGUAUUUGUCAAAAUAUUACUUUACCACCAACAUUAAAACAAAAAUUAAGUGAAAAAAAAAUUCCCCCCUCAUAUUAUUGAAAUUUUAAAAUGUGUAAACACGUUUAUAAAUAAAUUUAAAUGGUGGGCACUAUGUAAUAAAAAUAUUUUAACCUUUAUUUUUAAAAAGUGAAUAUUACUAUGAGAUGUUGGCAAAAGUUUUUAGAGCAAGCUUAAUGUGGCAUUUUUUAUAUUUAUAGUUUGUCAUUAUUUUGAAAGUGGUAAAUGUAGAUAUUGGGGUAGUAUUAUAUUGGUAAUUAAAAAUUCGUAACUAAAUUUGUUUGUGGUAGUGAAUUAAACAUUAUUAAAUCUAACAUAAACCUUUUUAAUACUAAAUAAAAGUGCAAAGUUGACACACAACACAUUUUUUUUUGUAAAUUUCUUUAGUUAUUAGAUAUAAAUAAUUUACAAAUUAUAAACUUGCUUCAGUAAUUUUUGCAACAGAUCAUGAGUAUGAAUUGAUAAAAUAUGCUAGUGCACCUUCAGAUUUGUAUUAAUGAGGUUUACUGCAAAUUGUAGCAAAUGUACUUAUUAAAUUUAUUUUAAAUUACUUGUUUCAUAACUGGUUUGUUUCCGUAUUUAAGCUUAUGCUUAUGGCCAAGGAAUUGAGAAAGGCGUAGAACUGUCCCACAUUAAACCAGCCACCUCAUAAAUAUAAUUUUUGUAAUGUUUACCACAUAGCAAAUGUAUUCAUAUGUACCUACCCAUUACUUUGGCCAAAGUUUGUUGUUUUAAAAUUGCAUUUUGUUAAUGCGCUAUGUAUGAUAUGGUUUUAUAAUAAUGUAUUAUGAUUAUUUAGCUGACAGCAGUGUUUGUACUAAUUAUUGUAUUUAAUUUGCAUAUUAUAGAUAAGUAUUUUUGUUAUGCUAAUACAUAUAUUUAUUUUUGGAAUAAAAUAAACGUAAAUGAUCACUUGCAUUAU
Molecule: messenger RNA, 4933 nt
Organism: Bacillus rossius redtenbacheri
Lineage: Eukaryota; Metazoa; Arthropoda; Insecta; Phasmatodea; Bacillidae
Product: bridging integrator 3-like
Exons: 4
Coding region: 220-1023 (267 amino acids)
Biological process (GO): plasma membrane tubulation; actin cortical patch localization; endocytosis
Cellular component (GO): cytoplasm; actin cortical patch
Molecular function (GO): lipid binding; protein binding
Source: RefSeq, a predicted model, not a curated record